This is a messenger RNA of Zeugodacus cucurbitae (melon fly), 861 nucleotides long. RefSeq names its product farnesol dehydrogenase. Gene Ontology annotation, molecular function: oxidoreductase activity. Bases 2 to 763 code for a protein of 253 amino acids. The record is from RefSeq and is a predicted model, not a curated record. Lineage: Eukaryota; Metazoa; Arthropoda; Insecta; Diptera; Tephritidae. The transcript has 3 exons.
UAUGGAGCGUUGGCAGGGCAAAGUUGCUAUGGUAACUGGUGCGAGCAGUGGCAUCGGUGCUGCUUGUGCCAAGGCUUUGGUGUGUGCUGGUUUUGUUGUUGUUGGUUUGGCACGCCGUCAGGAUCGCAUUGCACAACUGCAACAGGAAUUGCCGACGCGUUUUCGUUCCAAUCUGCACGCCUACAAAUGCGAUGUAACGCAGGAGGAGAAUGUGCUCGAUGCUUUCAAGUGGACGCAGCAGCGGUUGGGCGCCGGUGUGGAUGUGCUGGUGAAUAAUGCUGGCAUUAUAGCGACCACCGAAUUGAGUGAGCGCCAGAAUACGAAUGAAAUACGCAAUACCAUCGAUACGAAUCUGAUGGGUACAGUUUUUUGUACACGUGAAGCUUUCAAUUCGAUGCGUGAACGCGAUGUUGAAGGUCAUAUACUAAUCAUUAACAGUGUUGCCGGUUUGCAAGUGCCCAAUUUGGGGCCGAAUUUGCCAUCGCUCAAUAUAUAUCCCGCAACAAAGUUCGCUUUACGGGCUAUGAACGAAAUUUAUCGACAAGAAUUCCAACGACACAAGACUCGUGUGCGAAUAACGACUAUCAGUCCAGGCAUUGUCGAUACCGACAUACUACCCACUUCUAUUCGUACUGUUGUCAAGGAUAUGCUACCGAGUCUAACGUCGGCAGAUGUGGCUGAUGCUGUGUUAUGGGCCAUUAGCACACCACCAAAUGUACAGGUUCAAAACAUUACCAUAAAACCCAUGGGCGAAAAAUUUUAAUACCUUAUUUCGAAUAAAUUUAUCUCGUCGAAUUUGUUUUUAUUCAAAUGUAUGGAAAUAGUUUAUAUGGAAAAUAUACAUACAUUUGUGAAAUAAUA